This is a messenger RNA of Lineus longissimus, 5923 nucleotides long. RefSeq names its product SWI/SNF-related matrix-associated actin-dependent regulator of chromatin subfamily A member 5-like. The record is from RefSeq and is a predicted model, not a curated record. Gene Ontology annotation, cellular component: chromatin; nucleus. Gene Ontology annotation, biological process: regulation of transcription by RNA polymerase II; nucleosome organization. Gene Ontology annotation, molecular function: ATP-dependent chromatin remodeler activity; ATP binding; ATP hydrolysis activity. NCBI's taxonomy places the organism in Eukaryota, Metazoa, Nemertea, Pilidiophora, Heteronemertea, Lineidae. The transcript is spliced from 17 exons. The coding region runs from base 65 to 3160 and encodes 1031 amino acids.
AUUUUGCUUUUUACGAAUCAUAAUUUUCUCAAUAAAAUCAGGCAAUAAAGCGAUCUUGUCAGAAAUGUCGGAUUCGGAGAGCAAUGAGACGAGUUCAAAGUCAACUGGGACCAACUCGGCCCAGCCCUCUCCUGCCCCUACUCCAGUUCCACCAUUCAUGCUGAAGGCCCCACCAGGGAAGUCCGGAAGAAAUGAAGAAUUCAACGAGCAAGUUGAAGGUGAUCGGGGCAAGAGGUUCGACUUUCUUCUCCAGCAAACUGAGCUGUUUGCCCAUUUCAUGGCGACAGGUAGCACCCUGGGUGCCAAAACACCCACAAGUCCCUUGAAAAUGAAACCAGGGCGUCCAACGCGGGCACCUAAAUUAGACCCCAAACAAAAACUGGCUCAGGCUGGCGAUCAUCGACACAGACGGACUGAGGAAGAAGAAGAUGCAGAACUCCUGACAGAGGCAAAAAAAGGACCAGGAACCAUAUUCAGAUUUGAUGAAUCUCCCGCAUAUAUCAAGGGUGGUACGAUGCGAGACUACCAGAUCCGUGGAUUGAAUUGGAUGAUAUCCCUCUUUGAACAUGGUAUCAAUGGAAUUCUGGCAGACGAAAUGGGCCUUGGUAAAACACUACAGACAAUCUCUCUCCUGGGGUACAUGAAGCAUCAUAGGAGCGUCCCAGGCCCCCACAUGGUCAUUGUGCCCAAGUCAACCCUCUCCAACUGGAUAGCUGAAUUCGAACGGUGGUGCCCCUCAGUAAGAGCUGUCUGCCUUAUUGGAGACCAAGAAACAAGGGCUACUUUCAUCCGUGAGGUCAUGAUGCCAGGGGAGUGGGACGUGUGCGUUACCUCGUACGAGAUGGUGAUCCGUGAGAAAUCCGUCUUCAAGAAGUUCAACUGGAGGUACAUCGUCAUUGACGAAGCUCACAGAAUCAAGAAUGAAAAAUCGAAGCUUUCAGAAAUUGUACGAGAAUUCAAAUCGACCAACAGACUUCUUCUGACCGGAACGCCACUCCAGAACAACCUCCACGAACUCUGGGCACUCCUCAACUUCCUCCUCCCCGAUGUGUUCAACUCUUCCGACGACUUCGACCAGUGGUUCAACGUCAACAGCUGCUUCGGCGAUCAGGAUCUCGUUCAGCGUCUUCACGAGGUGCUGCGACCUUUCUUGUUGCGACGUAUCAAAGCCGAGGUGGAGAAGAAGCUCCUGCCGAAGAAAGAGCUCAAGAUCUUCAUCGGAUUGAGCAAAAUGCAGAGGGAAUGGUAUACCAAGAUCCUAAUGAAGGACAUCGAUGUCGUGAACGGUGCUGGAAAAUCCGACAAGAUGCGUCUGCUCAACAUCCUCAUGCAGUUGCGGAAGUGUUGUAACCACCCGUACCUCUUUGAUGGAGCAGAACCGGGCCCACCGUACACCACUGACAAACAUCUGGUCGAGAACUGCGGCAAGAUGGUGUUACUUGAUAAGCUGCUUCUCAAACUCAAAACACAAGACUCGAGAGUCCUGAUCUUCAGUCAGAUGACCCGUGUUCUCGACAUCUUGGAAGAUUACUGCAGUUGGCGGGAAUAUAACUACUGUCGUCUGGACGGGCAGACGCCGCACGAGGAACGACAGAAGUCAAUCAAUGAGUACAACGCUCCAAACAGUUCCAAGUUCGUCUUCAUGUUGAGUACAAGGGCCGGAGGCCUUGGUAUCAAUUUGGCCACAGCUGAUGUCGUUAUUCUUUACGAUUCCGAUUGGAAUCCGCAAGUGGAUCUGCAGGCUCAGGAUCGUGCGCAUCGUAUCGGUCAGUUGAAGCAGGUGCGCGUGUUCAGGUUCAUCACAGAGAAUACCGUCGAAGAGAGGAUUGUCGAGAAGGCUGAGAUGAAGUUACGAUUGGAUAACAUUGUCAUUCAGCAAGGUCGAUUGAUCGAUCAGAACGCCCACAAGCUCGGAAAAGAUGAAGUGCUACAGAUGAUCCGUCAUGGUGCGGACCAUGUGUUUGCCUCCAAGGACAGCGACAUCACGGAAGAGGAUAUCGAUAAUAUCUUGGCCAGGGGAGAAUCAAAGACUGAAGAACUCACAAAGAAGAUGGAAAAAAUGGGCGAAAGUACACUACGCAACUUCACCUUGGAUAACCCGGAGGGAAAAAGCGUGUACCAGUUUGAGGGCGAAGAUUACAGGAAUAAACAAAUGAUCAGCGGGGUCGGCCACUGGAUCGAGCCGCCUAAACGAGAACGUAAAGCAAACUACGCCGUCGAUGCGUACUUCCGUGAGGCGCUGCGUGUGAGCGAACCAAAGGCUCCUAAAGCACCCCGACCACCCAAGCAGCCCAAUGUACAAGACUUCCAGUUCUAUCCACCAAGGUUGUUUGAGCUGCUUGAUAAGGAGAUCUACUACUACCGAAAGACCAUUGGAUAUAAGGUGCCAAAGAAUCAUGAUCUGGGAGCAGACGCAGAGCGUGUCCGACGCGAGGAACAAAAACGUAUCGACCAAGCCGACGUGUUAUCCGAAGAAGAACUAAUCGAGAAGGAGGAACUUCUGAAACAAGGUUUCACCACAUGGAGCAAAAGAGACUUCAAUCAGUUCAUCAAAGCAAACGAGAAAUUCGGCCGUGAUGAUCUCGAUAGCAUAUCGCGUGACGUAGAGGGUAAGACUCCCGAUGAAGUGAUGGAGUAUUCUGGUGUAUUCUGGGAUCGGUGUAACGAGCUUCAGGAUAUCGAACGAAUAAUGGCGCAGAUUGAGCGAGGAGAGGCAAAGAUUCAGCGACGUGCUAGCAUCAAGAAGGCUCUGGAUGCCAAGAUGCAACGUUACCGUGCACCAUUCCACCAGCUGCGUAUCCAGUACGGUACGAACAAGGGCAAGAACUACACGGAAGAGGAGGAUAGGUUCCUGGUCUGCAUGCUCCACAAGUUAGGCUUCGAUAAGGAGAACGUCUAUGACGAGUUGCGGUCGCAAAUCCGACAGGCGCCACAGUUCAGAUUUGAUUGGUUUAUCAAGUCAAGGACAGCUAUGGAACUUCAGCGCCGUUGCAACACCCUGAUCACACUGAUCGAACGUGAAAACAUGGAAUUGGAAGAGAAAGAGAAAGCGGAGAAAAGGAAGGGACGAGGCCAGAAGGGAACACCGUCCAAGGGUGCACAGAAACGGAAAGCUGACGGCACCCCCGAUGGACGAGGACGCCCGAAGAAGAGGAAGUAGAUAGAAUGCAUUCCUUACAGACAUUGUAAAUACCAGACUCUUGGGCUGGCCGUGAAGUUCAACAUUGACAUUCUGCUGUAGCUUUACCAGAUUGGCUGAGUUUCUUCUUUAUUUUGAAUAUGUGGUGUCUACGAAAUAGAGAAGCACUUCUUUAAUUUUUCACUGACACACACUGGCUUGAAUGGUGCAAUUGAAGGGCUGCUUUUUUGGUGUAACCCCUUAAAGCAUUUUUAUUAUGAAUAUAAUUGAGAAAGUCUAUGAAAUCAGAAUAUGGUAGAGUUACAUCAAUCUUGUCGAACGUUCAGCUGGCCUUGCAUUUCAUGUUAUUUUAGUUAGGAUGGGAUUCCUUUCUAUUUUGGUGAGUGUCCUCAUGUCGGCUGAACCUCUUCAUGAUAGUAACGAUAUCAGGCUUGAGAUAUCCUGGUGUCAUCUGUAUGUCUAUUGAAUUUUGAUGAUUCUGUAGUCACUUCUCUGUGGAUUGCAUCUUCUGAGCCACAGAUCAGGAUGUCGCAGAUGUUUUGUUCAUCUGAUUACAUUUUCAAAUAGAUCUCUGUCUUUGUUGUCCGAGUAUCAUCCAAAAUUAGGUUAGAAAUGAUCCAUUAAAAUACUGAUAAUGCAGACCAUGUAUAUCCCAUGUUCCUAAAUCUGUGUGUUCUAUAUUUGUCCAUUGAUCAGUCAUCACAAACAUGAACAUUGGACAUUUUGCAAAUUUUGCAUGGGGAGGGGGGAUGUCAAUCUUAUGCGUGGAUGUGAAAUGAUUAUUCAUGGGAAAACAAUACAUUUUUAUGGCGUGUCCCAUAUAUGAGGCAGUUGGUGAACAUCUUUUCCUUAAAUUUUUCUGAAACAUAGAUAAAAAAACCUGAAUGGUCAGUGCGCCACAUUCAAUGAAUAAUUAUUCACAAUGUGAUCUUAUUUCUGUUCCUGAAAAGUUGUUUUCAGUGUAUUUUCUCCUUGAAAUCGAUCACUUCAGUUAGACUUCGAGAUCUACAUUUUCGACAAAGGCCUGGUGUAAUAUUAUUACGUACUUGAUGAAGGUUUAAUGACACGAAUGAGUACAAGUACAUUACAUUUUUCGACGAAGGCCUUCUGUAAUUUCAUACGCUUCUUACGCAACAUUCAAUAGAUUUAUUUACUGUAUUAUCAUUUCGACCAAGGCGAAUUCGACACUUCAAUUACACAAGGUUAGUAACUUUUGUUCACAAAAUCCAAAUGGAGGCAAAUACAGAACAAUCAAACUUAGUCAUUCCAGUCAGUUACUGAAGCACAGUGAAAACUGUCGGGAGCAGUGCAACUGAUGGCAUGUCAAACUUCCAGUGACUGGUCCCUGUCCAUAUAUUUCAAGACAGUACAAAUCUUGUAAUCAUUUUGUUUAUGCAAUGUACGUUAUUAUGUAUCAUUUCAGCACAAUCAAACUUAGUCAUUCCAGUCAGUUACUGAAGCACAGCGAAAACUGUCUGAAUUAGUGCUGCUGAUGGCAUGUAAUUACUCUACUACCACUACCAGUGACAGUCAAUGUCCAAAUAUUUUCAAGUGUGCGAAAGUAGUACUCGUCUACUUCUUAGUGUUAUUUGAAUGCAAUGUAUGUUAUAAAAAUAUUUUUUCAACACUAUAUCAACAUUCUCAUUCCUGUCAGUUUCUGAAAAUCAGCUAAAGCAAUCGCUACCAAUGCAGCUGAUAACAGCAAUUCUUUUUGUUCCCAAUGCCCAUCCAUGACAAUAUAUUUCACGCAUGUGACAAUCAUGUAAUCAUCCUGUUUUUUGUGUUCUAUUCAUGCAAUAAAUAAAUUCAGUAUUUUCAAAUCAUUGGUGCUACAAAACUAUUCUCAUUAUAGAUUAUUCAUAUUUUAUAAAAUGCUGUCAUGUCAAAUUUUGUGUCCUAUAAAUCAUAAUGAAGUCGGCAUUUUAUAUACAACUUUUGUACUCCUCCUAAAUAAACAUACAAAUCUUGUUUUAUGUAAACUUUGUAUAUGUGACCCGUCACAGCAAAACCAGGCGCAUGUCGCUCUGAGCUUGGCAGGUUGAGACGGGCUGUUCUAAUCUUUCAUUAGCGACACCAUUUCUUACCAGAGUGCCUCCUUCAUUCAUACAUCUUGUGCCUUAACUCAAGAUACCCAUCUUUGAAUAUUUUUAGUAUACCAAGUACUACAAUGUCAAUGUAUUGAAGUCAUGUUCUUGUAGUGUUAUUGGCUUUCUAUUAUCUUGUCAAAAUACCACUUGGUUCUCGCAAAAUCUCAAUAAAAACAAAUGCUAUUGCAUGUAUUGCAUAUUCUAACAGCUAUCCACUGUAUCGAUUUAUCCAUCAUCUGUACUAUUUGUCUCAAAAAUGUUAUAUUAUGUAAAUCAUAUUUCAUUACAUAAUGCACACUGCCAAUUACUGCUGAACCAUUCAUAUGUCAUUUAAAUAAAUAAUUUUCAACUUUUUAAAACCGUCUUAUAGUACUGUUCUUGUCACUUAGCUGAACCAAUUGCUCUAUAGCAUGAAAUUUCCAGAAAUGCCCCAGGGACUGAAAAGUGCUGUUUUAACAGAGAGGUGUCCUAAACUGAGAAGUCGAGUUGAAUGGAAACAACCAAUUUGGAACCAAAAACUACUGUCCUUAUUAAAGAGGUUGUCCUCAAUAGAAAGGUGUCCACAAAAAGUAGGUCCACUGUAUAUGAAAGUACAAACCCUGGUACAUGUAGUGACAUCAUCUACUCCUCGAUGUGGACACCUGCAAAUGCAGCGACAAUGUCACAUCAGUUAUUUAAUUCAUCGUCCUUUGUGCAG